Messenger RNA from Impatiens glandulifera, 1035 nucleotides. Its product is annotated as probable glycosyltransferase At5g03795. Lineage: Eukaryota; Viridiplantae; Streptophyta; Magnoliopsida; Ericales; Balsaminaceae. The record is from RefSeq and is a predicted model, not a curated record. Gene Ontology annotation, molecular function: glycosyltransferase activity. The coding region runs from base 25 to 1029 and encodes 334 amino acids. The transcript has 3 exons.
UGUUCUUGCAGGAGUUAUGAUUUAAUGGAAAAGAUUCUUAAGGUUUACAUAUAUAAAGAAGGAGAAAAACCCAUCUUCCAUCAUCCAGUAAUGAAGGGAAUAUAUUCCUCAGAGGGUUGGUUCAUGAAGUUACUAACAGCUAGUAACAAAUUCGUCACCAGAAAUCCAAACAAAUCCCACUUAUUCUACUUACCUUUUAGCUCUAGAAUGCUUGAAGAAACAUUAUAUAUUCCAGAAUCUAACAGUAAAGAUAAUCUGAUUCAACAUCUUAAAGAAUAUCUGGAUUUGAUUGUCACAAAAUACGAUUUCUGGAAUAGAACGGGUGGAGCUGAUCAUUUCCUUGUUGCAUGCCAUGACUGGGCACCAAUGGAAACAAUGGAUUUGAUGGCAAAUUGCAUAAGAGCUCUCUGCAAUGCUGAUCUGAAAGAAGGUUUUGUAUUUGGAAAAGACGUUUCUCUACCUGAAACAAAUGUUCGAAAUCCUCAAAAGCCACUAAAAGCACUUGGGGGACAUCCUCCUCCUCAAAGGCCAAUUCUGGCAUUCUUUGCAGGAAGAGUACACGGUUAUCUUCGCACUCUUUUGUUACAGCAUUGGGAAAAUAAAGAUCCCGAUAUGAAAAUCUAUGGGAGAAUGCGAAGAAAAGAGGGACAGAUGAACUAUGUUGAACACAUGAAGAGCAGCAAGUAUUGUAUAUGUCCAAAAGGGUAUGAAGUGAACAGCCCUCGAGUGGUAGAAGCGAUAUUCUAUGAGUGUGUCCCGGUUAUCAUAUCUGACAAUUUUGUUCCUCCUUUUUUCGAGAUAUUGAAUUGGGAAUCUAUUGCGGUUUUUGUGGCUGAGAAGGAAGUAGCUAAUUUGAAGAGAAUACUGGUGUCUAUUCCUGAAAAGAGAUAUUUGGAGAUGCAUGAAAUGGUAAAGAAGGUACAAAAACAUUUUCUUUGGCAUAGUAUUCCUGAGAAGUAUGAUAUAUUCCAUAUGAUUCUUCAUUCUAUUUGGUUCAAUAGAGUUCUCCUAAUGACCACUCCCACUUGACCAUUC